Aureobasidium namibiae CBS 147.97 is the source of this 2316-nucleotide messenger RNA. RefSeq lists its product as uncharacterized. Lineage: Eukaryota; Fungi; Ascomycota; Dothideomycetes; Dothideales; Saccotheciaceae. The record is from RefSeq and is a predicted model, not a curated record. The transcript is spliced from 4 exons. The coding region runs from base 1 to 2316 and encodes 771 amino acids.
AUGGCGCGUACGAGGAGUCAAAGUCGUGAGCCUAAUGUUGAGCCGCAGCCAACAACCCGCCAGGUCAGAAGGGUCGAUGGCGCGCUUGAGCCUCUAGUUGAGUAUCAGAGUGAAAACGAAGAUGAUGACAAUGCCAGUGAAGGCCGCCAAUCGGCAGACAUCGAUGAGGAGGAGGAAGAAAUCUCAGAUUUUCACUCUGCCCCCAUCGAUGAUACCUUCUCUCAAACCGAACUCCAACAGCUCGAUCCCGACGAGAUGGAGAGCAACCUAGAAGAGCUCAAUGCACAAGCUAGAAAACUCCUAGGUUGCUUCAAAACACGCACCGGCCAGCCAGAUGAGCUCGAGUCUCUCAUUCGCCAAUCGCAAGAUCCCGAAUCGAGACAGCGACAGAAAGCUGAUGGUUGCCGGGCGUCACUGGCACAGACACAGACCACAUUUACUCUUGCGGGAGAAUACCUCAAGCUUGACACCAUCCUCCGAGCCUUGUUGAGGAAAAGAAGCACACAACCAUUGCCCAAGGCUUCCCGAGCUUGGAGACCAGAUGAUGUUAUUCACAAGGCCAACUUGGCUGUCUUUGUGCACAUCGCCAUUACUCAAGCCGAUGAUGGAGAUUUGGCAGAUGCCUUGGUAACUGCAGACCAAGACUUUGCUUCGCCUUUUGUACGCGGGUUCACAAGACCUGGAGCUAAGCCGCAGACUGGCUACAGCACUCUUGUCUCAGAGACAUUUGAAUUUGCUCUGGAACUCAGGACUCAACUUCUUGUCAUUAUGCUUAAUAACGCGAACCCAACCCAAGAUACCGCUGCAGGAAUGAUUCAGAGUACGAUGCUUAAUUUCGAUGCAGACGCUGAUGAUUACGAAGAGGAAAUGGGAGCCAUGCUGAGUCUCCAGACCGCUUUGUCUCACAGUCGUCAUGCCAAAGGAUGGGAACAUCUUGAUCCCCAUGCCUUGGAGACCGACAAAUAUGCCGAAAAAAUUAUUCAACGUACUGAAGAGAUCAGAAGGCUGCUGUUCAGUGGUAUCGACAACCCCUUUGUUGAUACAUUGGCAAGCUUAGAUUCCGGCUUGAUCAGACUGCAGGAGCGAUUCCCUCGUGAGCAGUUUCAGAAGCACCUGUUAAAAUGGUCCAACUUGCGGCUUUCGGAGAUUGACGACAGCAUUAGGAAGCUGGGUGGAAUCGAUGAAAUAGUCGGUGCCUUGGAGGACGAAAUCAGGCAACGUCUCGACAACCCAGAUGCAUACGUUGAUGAGGACCAAGAGGACCGAGAACCACUGUCGAGCAUCGAAAGCAGUACUGCAGCCAUGAGCAAUAACACUCCGCCUGUGCCAACAUCGAGCACAAAGAUACCAGCCAGACCUUCCGUCUUGUUCAGAGGUCGUCCAGGCACAUCUACCAGUGCUCCAACAUCCGCUACUGCACGCAAGGAACCAGGAAUAGCACGAAAUGAUGCUCAAGUCACCGAAGCUGUAGCAUCGUCCGCUGCCUUAACACAAGAUCGUCCAAGACUGACUGGAAAGCUGGCGAUAGCAAACGCACGCGAUGAACAAGAACGUCAAAAGCGACGAUUCAUCGACCCUCAACCUAAUGGCGUGAGAAUUUCUGACGACAUGCUCGAGUCUCAGUCUGCUUCUCAGCGGCGACUACCGGACACGCAGGAGAUGGAGAUAGAUCCCGUUUUGAGUGGCGAAGUGGAAGACCCGAGUGAAGACGAGGGUUAUCAGCAGGACCAGCGCAAUCUUCCUGGCCGCAGACUUCCGCCAAGAUCUUCGACUGUACCCUACCGAGCUCCAGCCCAAGCAGAAAGCACCCAGCCGGAGCGUCGUCACAUCGCCUCUGAGCUUGACACUCCAAACAAGCGACAGCGCCAGAACCCUGGUCAGCUUGUUGUGCCUUAUCAAGCAACUGCUGAUGAUGAUGUCAACUCUUACAAGAUUGCAUCUACCAUCACCAGGCUAAACCAAGCAAGUACUUACAAACCACAAAGGGGACGCAAGCCGUGGACCGACGAACAGGUGGGAGCUCUGGUCAGAUUAAUCAGAGACCACGGCAUAUCGUUUGCCCACCUCAAGAGGAUUGACGACGCAAGGGACAAUCCGGCACUCGAGGAUCGAACUCCCGAGGACUUUCGCUUCAAAGCUAGGGAGAUGAAGGUCAAGUACCUUAUGUCCCAUAAACCCCUUCCUGAGAAUAUGGAGUUGAUUCGACUGGGUAAGAAGGAGAUUGAGAAGGUCAAUACGGUGGUAUUUUAUGAGCAGGAGCCUCAACGUGAGCGCGCCCGCAUUGUUUCAGUUUCUCCAAGAGCAUCGCCCGAGUGA